CCUCUCCGUCUUGACUCUCGCGAGCGGAGCUGGAGGGAAAAAAAACCGAAGAAGGAAAAAAAAAAGGCACAUCUGAGGGGUUUGAGGGGAGGAUUUGGACAAAGUUUCCCAACUGUCCCGACCCGAGGAAGCUCCGGGGGGGUUGACGGGGAGUCCAGUUCACCGAAAUAAUGGACGAUUCCCAUUUCAACUCAUCAUACUUUUGGUCUCCCGUCCCCACUGUACAAGGACAGAUCGAGAACGCCAUGUUCCUGAACAAGGCGAAGGACCAGCUAGGUCCAGACAAGACCAACGCGCCCUCCUUCCCCCACUCGUCUGCGUCUUCCACCUCCUCCCCCCACUACCCCACGGCCGUGCUCGCCAUCCCCGGGUCGGUGGAUGGAGGAGGCGGCGUGCGGGUGGUUCCCAAACAGGAAGGAGGUGGGGGCGGCCCGGGAGGAAGCGGCGGCAACAGCGGCGGCGGAGGCGGCGGCGGCGGCUCGUCGUUGGGCGCCAUCGGGGGACACCUGCACCAGUCGCACACGUCCCAGAACGUCACCGUCGUGCCUGUUCCCUCCACAGGCAUCAUGACCGCAGCCGGGUUAGUCAUCACCACACCUCAAGGCACGCUGGUCCCCACUGCCUCCACACAGUCAUUCGUAGCGGGACACCCCUCCGCCACCACCAUGAUAGUGUCUGCAGUGCACCCCUCAAACGCAGAUAAGAAGGACAUUUCUGUGCCUCCUGCAGUUGUCAUGCCGACGCCGUCGAAGCGAGGCAGGAAGAGCAAACAGAUGAUGGGCAGAGUGUCUGCGGUGAGCGGGGUCCUCCCUCCAGGAAGUGACGCGUUGAUAUUGGCACACCUUGCUGCCGGUGGACAGCACCACACUUCUGACCCGUACGACCUGUCAAACGACGAAGACGACCACGGCAACAAAGACGGCCCAAAAUCCUACAGGUGUCGGAUGUGUGCACUGACGUUCUUCAGCAAGUCAGACAUGCAGAUUCACGCCAAGUCCCACACUGAGGCCAAGCCCCACAAGUGCCCCCACUGCUCCAAGUCGUUUGCCAACUCCAGCUACCUGUCCCAGCACAUCCGCAUCCACAGCGGGGCCAAGCCCUACACCUGCACCUACUGCCAGAAAACAUUCAGGCAGCUCAGUCACCUACAGCAGCACACACGAAACCACACUGAGGCCAAGCCCCACAAGUGUCCCCACUGCUCCAAGUCGUUUGCCAACUCCAGCUACCUGUCCCAGCACAUCCGCAUCCACACCGGGGCCAAGCCCUACACCUGCUCCUACUGCCAGAAAACAUUCAGGCAGCUCAGUCACCUACAGCAGCACACACGGAUUCACACAGGUGACCGACCAUACAAGUGUAACCACCCUGGUUGUGAAAAAGCGUUUACUCAGUUAUCCAACCUACAGUCUCACCGUCGGCAGCACAACAAAGAUAAGCCGUUCAAGUGCCACAACUGCAACCGUGGUUACACAGACGCUGCCAGCCUGGAGGUGCACCUGUCUACACACACCGUCAAACAUGCCAAGCUGUUCUCCUGUGGCCUCUGUAACCGAUCCUAUACCUCGGAGACUUAUCUAAUGAAACACAUGAGGAAGCACAACCCCGACCCAUUAACGGUGGCAGCGACGGUAGCUGCCCAGCAGGCCCAGGGCCUGACGCCGGGAGGGGGCCGGGGCCGAGGCCGUGGCCGAGGGAGAGGAGGCGGGGGCCGAGGGAACCAGCUCCAAAACCAGAAUAACCCCAACAACCCCAACCAGAACCCUAACGCGGGACCCCCAGGCAGCUACCAGCCAUCCCAGCAACCCACGGAUGUCGUGGUUCCCUGUCCGUUCGACCUGCACCAAUACAAGACAGUGGCAGCCAACGAGAUCCAGUACAAACCGGUGACUGUGGCGGACCUGCCGGUGACCCACAAAGACCUCUGCCUCACCGUCUCCACGUCAGCCAUACAGGUGGAGCACAUGAACUCGUAGGCUGCGUCUUCCCGCUCUGCUUGAGGGGUUAUUCAAUGUAAAAACAACAAAAAAAAAACACGAAACAAAACAAAAAAAAAAAAGGUCCACGUGGAACAAGUGAUGUAACCGUACUCAGCAUUUCUGUCUUCUUAAGAGAAAAAGUGACAGUUUUACUGAAGCUUUGAGUGACGUUAUUUUGAAAUGAGUUAAUGCAAUACAAUCAAAGACAGAGGACGAACUUAAUUCACUCGGUUUAGAAGCUGUGAUGCUGAGUACAACGUUAAAUCGCUUGUCAGAACACAGAUAUGUUACAACAUCUCCAUUCCUCGCCGUGUAUCUCUCAGUGGAAAUGCUGGUCUAGGACCCUGGUGUGAACCCUUCAUUCCUCCCGUCGGAUCCAUGUUUCUCCACUUUGGGACAAAAUUUCCAAAAACUAAACUCGGAUCAGAUUUCGGUUUUUGUAUCGUCAUUAAAUCCAGAUCUGAAUCUCGCAAAAGUUCUCGCUUAAAGGUCCCACACUGCAGCGCUAUUUUUAUUUUUAUAUAUUUUUUUAUAUCUACGUCUACUUUGUUCAGUGAGUGGAAGAGAUGAGCUAAACUUUAGGUCUGGCAUAGAUGCAAAGUGAGUAGAUGAGAACGUUACUGAUCAUUUUACAUGUAGGUCACAGCACGACCGUGGUCUUUGACAGACUGGUGUCGUGAUUUUUGUCAAAUGAAACCAAGUAGCAGCUACAAAAAUGAAGAAGAAUUCCCAUUCCAUCGAAACGUGUAGAUAACAACAGCUUUAUUGGUACUUUAAUGGUUUUGUGCAGCGUUUCCUCGACUUUUAUUUGCCCGGUAGCUUGCAACUGUUUAUUUCUCACCUAGUUCUGCUUUAUAAUUGAACAGACAUGCUAAUCUGACUCUAAAUAAUCCGGGGGUCAUUAAUAUGUUGCUUCUAAACCAGCAGUCCUGUGAGGAUCAUCUGAGAAUGAAGAUGUAGAGUAUCUGUUCAUUAAAUAUUACACUAUUCUCUGCACAUGUACGGUCCACAGAAUAGUGUAACUUUAAGAAAAAGAAAAAAAAAAAACAACAUUCAGAUCACAUUAAUCUGAACCUUUUGUUUUUUUUUUAUUGAGUUCAAGCCAAAACAAGAGGGAGAGAACGAAGACAAGGAGUCAAUGAUGAAAGAUUGUAGAGAUUCAUAAUUGCAGCUCAAACCGCGGCGCAGUGGUGUGGAUAGGAAAAACUGAGGAAGGACUAACUAAAUGUGUUUCAGUGGCAUUUAAAUGGCAAAGGACGGAUCAACCGGACGGACUGAACCCGGAGCCUUGAGAAAAAGGGGGGAAGAGGAGCGGCGGGACGGAAAAAAAGACGCGGCGUGUUUGGGGGGUACAAGGCUAAAAGCCUGCAGCUGAAUCUCAAUGUGUUCAUUUCACCAAUCAUGACGUCCUUAUUUACACCCACCUCCCCCUCAAGAGGAGCGACCGAGAGCCCGGGAACCAUCUCUUUUAAAAAACAAUUGAACAAAAAAGAGACGGGGGUGGUUCAGGAAUGCACUAAAUGUGAGGAACCUGCAGCAGAGCGACUCGGAAAAAACACAAGAGAGAGAAAAGAGGAAAAAACAAAACAAAAACAAAACGGGGGUUUGAGGGGUGGGAGGGGUCAUAAAGAAAGCACUUGAUGAAGCUCGUACUUCACGCCUAUGUUUGUCAUCGUUUGUCUUUUUUUUUUUUAUAUAUAUAUAUCAUAUGUAUGUAUUUUUCUACCAACAGAGGAACGUGUGAACAAACCGAGAGAAAGGAAAGUGAGUGCAUGAAUGUGAUGGGAACAGAGAGAACAGUCCUAACAGAGCGUCCUGUCCCAUUUUAUUAUUUUUAUUUUUUUGUUUCCUUUUGUUUGUUACUAUCAAAGAAAAACAGUUUACUAUCUUGCACGGAGUAGACAGCCCAUCUCGUCCGGGUGGUUGUUGGGGGGGAAAAAUAAUGAUUGUGUGAUAAAAAAUGACUGACAGGUACUGUUAUCAAUCUUUUUUUAAAAGAACUUUUCAUACAUAUUAUUACUACUUUCAUUAUUACUGUGUUGCAAAUGUUAUCCACAUUAUUAUUAUCAAUCCGAGGCAUUAUGGUAUUGCAGUAUGCUGUACAUAUAAUAGAUAGAAGAGACUUGUUCAUCUGUAAAAGGGAAGUAUGUCCUGUGUAAAGCAUAUACGAAAACUAAAGGAAGUCAGAUUAACAAGUACCAAAUCAUCAGCCGUGUCCCAAGUCACCUCGAGUGUGGACGGUAUAAGUCAAACAAAUUAUGGGUUUUAGGAUUUAGAAGUUAUAAUUAAUGUAAAAAUGAUUUUUCUUUCUGUAAAUGUGACAAAGUAAUACGUCCUUUACCACACUCACCAUUUGUAAUUGCAGGUAUUAGUUCUACUUAUGAGUCCGGGGCUUUUUAACAAAACCAUUCAGCUUUAAUUCUAUUUUGACUCGGCUGCCUUUGAAUAGUUGUGACUUUUUUAAUUUUUUAUUAUUUAACAUUAUUUCCCCACACUUUUUUUUCAAAUGAUCUGGGAAUUAUUGAUCAAGCUGUGACAACGGUGACCUGGGACACUCCGCUCUCCCAAUCAAAAGGACCGGUCGGCUUGUACAAAGAGGCCGACUGCCUUCAUGUAUACUCCUCCCUCUAGUUCAUUGUGUCUUUUUUAUGAAAAAUAACUCAUUCUCGAUAUUCUUGUUAAUGUUAUUACCAAUGCUCCUGAUAAUACGGUUAUUAACUGCCCUCUUAUGCUACACUCUUGCAUACUGUAUGCACAGUUACACCUCUUGCUUCAUCUGAACAGACUGUUUCUUCCCUUAAGGAGAAUAAAGUUCAAACUGUUUAUGAUGAAAA
Molecule: messenger RNA, 4813 nt
Organism: Mugil cephalus (flathead mullet)
Lineage: Eukaryota; Metazoa; Chordata; Actinopteri; Mugiliformes; Mugilidae
Gene: znf384a
Product: zinc finger protein 384 a
Exons: 11
Coding region: 171-1976 (601 amino acids)
Biological process (GO): regulation of transcription by RNA polymerase II
Cellular component (GO): nucleus; chromosome
Molecular function (GO): chromatin insulator sequence binding; DNA-binding transcription factor activity, RNA polymerase II-specific; RNA polymerase II cis-regulatory region sequence-specific DNA binding
Source: RefSeq, a predicted model, not a curated record